Messenger RNA from Paramecium pentaurelia, 1729 nucleotides. The record is from the annotation of a GenBank genome assembly. Lineage: Eukaryota; Ciliophora; Oligohymenophorea; Peniculida; Parameciidae.
AAUGAGUGAAUCAAGUAAAUAUAAGAUAAUAUAAUACAUUUAGAUUCCACUCUCUUUUAUGCUGGAAUUACAUUGGCAUCUGGAUUGAUCACAGAUUUUCUAAUAAAUCGAUUAAAUAGAAAGUAGAUAGAAGAGGAUCCAAAACCUAUAAGGAGUCUAUAACUUAGAAAGAGAUCAUUUGGUAUUAUAAGAUAUUAAUAUAGUCAACUCAAAACAGGCUCCAGUUCCAGAGGCACUCUUAAACUCUGAAAAUCCAUUACUUGAUGAAAUUAAAUUCUUAAAUAGUGCCACAUGUGAUAUUGAGAGAGUGAAUCAUCUUUCAUUAGGAUUAGAUGAUGAAUUUCCAAAUAUUAAAUCACCAUUGUUAGGUGAAGGCAAUUUGAGAUCGGUCUUUGGAGGAGGUGGAUUUUUACCAGAUGAUGCCUUUAUCUAUUGUGGAUCAUAUGUAAUUAAUACUGCUGUAUUUGGUCCUGGUAAAAGAAUAGAUUAGACAAAGAAAUGGUUGAGAGCAGGACCACGUAAAUCAUUAUUCUUUGAUCCAAAAACAGUGAAGGUAUAAAUAUUUUAAUAUGUAGGCUGCAAUAGUAACAUGUGGAGGAUUAUGUCCAGGAUUGAAUGUGGUAAUUAGAGAAUUAUAUAUGUCAUUGCAUUACAAUUAUGGAGUUUAAGAUAUUUAUGGAAUAAAGUAUGGAUAUAAAGGAUUUUAUACAUAUGAUUGGAUAAAGUUUGAUGCAAAUUAUGUUAAAAAUAUACAUAAUUUGGGAGGAACUAUAUUAGGUUCAUCAAGAGGAGGAUUUGAUUUAAAUAAAAUUGUAGAGGCAAUAGUUAAUCAUGGAAUUAAUUAAGUAUUUUGUUUAGGUGGAGAUGGAACUCAUGGAGGAGUCUUAGAAUUGUUUAAAGAAUUAAGAAAGAGAAAACUUAAGAUAUCAAUUGUUGGUAUACCUAAAACUAUAGAUAAUGAUAUUGCUAUUAUUGAUGAAUCAUUUGGUUUUGAAACAGCUGUUGAAGUAAAUACAAUAAUAUAUAUAUAAUUAGGAAGCAAUCAAUGCUAUUAAAUCAGCAUAUGUUGAAGCUAAUUGUGCAGAAAAUGGUGUGGGAUUAGUUAGACUAAUGGGUAGAAAUGCUGGAUUCAUUGCUAUGUCUGCAUGUAAUGCCUCAAGAGAUGCACAUGUAUGUUUGAUACCAGAAUUCAAAUUUGAAUUAUAUGGAGAUAGAGGUCUUUUGGAAUACUGUUAUUAAAGACUUAAGAAGAAGGGCACUUUAGUUCUUGUAAUUGCUGAAGGAGCUGGUGAUGCUAUGUUAGAUUAUAAAGUGAAUGUUUUGGAAACUGAUGCUUCAGGUAACAAAAAACCUUAGGAUGUUGGAGUCAUUGUUAAGGAUGAACUUACAAAAUAUUGCAAAAACAAAGGAAUGGGUAUCACUCUUAAACACAUUGAUCCUACAUAUAUGAUCAGAACAGUUCCUGCUAAUCCUCAUGAUAAAAUUAUGUGCACUUAAUUAGCUCAAAAUGCUGUUCAUGGUGCUAUGGCUGGUUUUUCAGGAUUCACUGUUGGUCAUGUUAAUAAUAGAUUAGCUUAUAUUCCCAUUGAAGAGUUACUAUCAGGAAAAUAUUCGAAUAGAGUUGUUGCUGACAGUCGAGAAUGGCAAAGAUUGUUAGCCAGCACUGGUUAACCUUCAUUUUUGAAUAAUGAAGAAUAGAUGAUCUAAUAAAAAUAAUAAUAAAAUUGAG